AUGAAUUUAUUUAAAAUUGUUCACACUCGAAAUCUUACAACUGGCCGCACGCUCGAUCGGCUGGCGGGCGUGCCGGAAGACAAGCUGGUCGAGGCCCAUGGCAGCUUCCACACCAACCACUGCAUUAAGUGCCAAAAGGAAUACGGCAUUGCCUGGAUGAAGAAGGAGAUAUUCGCUGAUCGGCUGCCCAAAUGCACGGCAUGCAAGAAAAUUGUGAAGCCCGAUAUUGUUUUCUUUGGGGAAGACUUGCCCGAAAAGUUCCACAAAAGUUUGGAUGGAGACUUCAAGGAGUGCGAUCUGCUGAUCAUCAUGGGCACCUCGCCGGAAGUGCAUCCGUUUGCAGCUUUGGUGCAGUACCCUGACCGCGCUGUGUGCGUCUCUUUGAUCAAUCGCGAUGCCGUGGGUCGUCCCAAGUUUACCACCUGA
Drosophila subobscura is the source of this 426-nucleotide messenger RNA. RefSeq names its product NAD-dependent protein deacetylase Sirt2-like. Gene Ontology annotation, molecular function: NAD+ binding. The record is from RefSeq and is a predicted model, not a curated record. The transcript has a single exon. Bases 1 to 426 code for a protein of 141 amino acids. Lineage: Eukaryota; Metazoa; Arthropoda; Insecta; Diptera; Drosophilidae.